CCCGAUCCUUCGGGCAACGUUUUGCGUGGAAGUCAGGCGUCGUCGUCGUCAUUCUCACAGUACAUGCGCCCGACGCACCUCCGACGCAGCAUGGCAUCGAUCUCAGACCCGCUGAUCAAGGUUCACCUCUCGCUCGAGCACACGGCGGCGCGCGACGGCAGCGGCUUCCGCGUUGAGCGCGACGAGAGCGUCGACCCGCGCAAGCCACGGGCAAAGGUGCCCGGCGCGUCGUUCACCAAGGCCAUUUGCACGCCGCUGCCACAGCCCAAGCUCGUGUGCAUUGCACCUAGCGCGCUUCAGUUGCUGCAGCCAGCAGACGCGCCGCCGAUCGCCAAGCUCAGCGACGACGAGAAGACAUCGUGGCUGCAUCUCAUUGCUGGCACAGGGUCGCUCGAAGGCCUCGCGCACUGCUACGCAGGGCAUCAGUUUGGCCACUUUUCCGGCCAGCUCGGCGACGGCGCUGCGAUUCUCCUCGGCGGCGUGCCCGGCUAUGAGGCGCAGCUCAAGGGCGCGGGCCUGACAAACUACUCGCGCACGGCCGACGGGCGCAAGGUGCUGCGCUCGACGCUGCGCGAGUUCUUGGCCAGCGAGCACAUGCACGCGCUAGGUAUCCCAACGACACGCGCGGGCGGCGUCGCGGUCUCGACGUCCGAGACGGUCCUUCGCGACAAAUUCUACGACGGCAACGCCAGCCACGAGCCCGUCGCCACCGUCUUGCGCAUUGCCGAGACCUUUAUUCGGUUUGGCUCGUUCGAGCUCUUCAAGCCAGUGGACGCGACGACGGGUCGGAGCGGUCCGAGCGCCGAUCUGCCCACGGACACUAAAGAGGCCACGCUGCGCGCCAUGGUAUCGUUCGUGGCCGAGACGUACUAUGGACUAUCGCCCGAGAUGGCUUUUGAGGACAAAACGCAAGCUUUCCUGCAAGCGCUCUGCGAGCGCACGGCGCGGCUCGUGGCCAAGUGGCAAGCAGUCGGCUUUUGCCAUGGCGUACUCAACACGGACAACAUGAGCAUCGUGGGUGAUACGCUCGACUAUGGCCCGUACGGCUUUAUGGAGCAUUUCGACCCGCAGCACAUUUGCAACACGUCCGACUCGUCGGGUCGGUACGCCUACGCGGAGCAGCCCGAGAUUUGCAAGUGGAACCUUCACAACCUGGUGUCGCAGCUGACGCACUUGCUGCCGCCGCCGAUGCUGGACGCGCUCCACGCGCUCGUCGAGGCGACGUUUGACGAGGUGUACGCUACCGAAUUCUCCGCCCUCGUGCACGCCAAGCUCGGGCUGCUGGCCGACGGGACGUCGCGCGAGGUCAUUGGUGCGUGGUGGUCGACGCUCACCGAAACGCGCGCCGACUUCACCUGCGCCUUCCGGGCCCUCUCGCAGCUUCGCACGGCCGACGCCGCGACGACCGACGACGUCGUUGAAGGCCUCACAAGUGUGUCGCACACGCUGGCGCAAACCAAGGCAGCCCGCGCACCGAGCGUGUCGCCCGCGCAGCUUGUGCACCUGCGGGAUCUGCUCGAGAAGAGCCCGGCGCGCGCCGCACAGUACGGCAUCGACGCCGAGGUGCUCGCCAAACUCCAAGAGGACAUCACCGCGUACUCGAAGUUGCUCACGAGCGACUGGACGGACGCGUCGUUCCGGGACGUGCAGGCCGCCAAGUGGCGCGCGUGGGUAGAUGCGUAUGCGGCGCUGCUCGUGCAACAAAACUCGGCGUCGGACGACGACCGGCACCGGGCCAUGAACGCGGUCAACCCCAAGUUUACGCUCCGCAACCAUGUGGCGCAGGCGGUGAUCGAGGCGGCCGAGCGCGAUGACGACGCAUCGGUGCAACACAUUCUGCACCUGCUCCUCCACCCCUUUGAGGACGGUCUCUCGUGCGACAGCGCGCUGUACGCGACACCAUUGGACCCGAGCGCCCCGCCGCUCAUGGUGUCGUGCUCGUCGUAAGUGGAAGAGAAGUUGGAGGUCCUCGCUUGAAUUAAGGAAAUACUGUCUCGUGUUGCAG
This is a messenger RNA of Saprolegnia diclina VS20, 2005 nucleotides long. RefSeq lists its product as hypothetical. The record is from RefSeq and is a predicted model, not a curated record. Bases 64 to 1947 code for a protein of 627 amino acids. The transcript has 6 exons. NCBI's taxonomy places the organism in Eukaryota, Oomycota, Saprolegniomycetes, Saprolegniales, Saprolegniaceae.